Molecule: messenger RNA, 1016 nt
Organism: Paraphaeosphaeria sporulosa
Lineage: Eukaryota; Fungi; Ascomycota; Dothideomycetes; Pleosporales; Didymosphaeriaceae
Exons: 1
Coding region: 212-1006 (264 amino acids)
Source: RefSeq, a predicted model, not a curated record
GGCAUGUGCCAUGCUAGGCCGUGUGUGCUGCAUAGGCUAACCUCCAACCCCAGGAUCUGGCUUAGGCACCAGCGGAAUGGCAUUGACUGCACCCGAGUUCCCAUGGGAUGAUAUAAGAAUGUGAUCUAGCCGGUACAUUGCGACAUAGUCCUUUCGUUUGCCCCCAUACUUAACGGUAAUUGAAAAACCGCGCGCAGAAAGCACUAUCGCGAUGCGUGCCACGGUCGUCCUCUUCCUCCUCGCGGCAACCGCAUCCGCAAACAUCACGACCUCUUACUUCCUCCCCAACGUCAGCUAUGGUACAAACAGGCUCCGCUUCGUCGCCUCCGUCAUCAACGCAUCCAGCGACCUCGUAACGCUCUCCGUGGACCUGGACAAUGACCCGGACUACAGCGAAUUCGGAAUAAAGCAGGGCAACUGGACGAUGGGUUCCACAAUGUUCGAAUAUUCGACCUCAGCACUGAUGUACGGUCCGUCGAUAUCGGAUGGGGGUUACGCGUACAGUCUCAGAUGCGACAUCCCCGCCUCAUCGGCAGUGUGCACCGUCACCCGCGGGCCUGACCUUGUGCGGCCUAGCUGUCGAUUGGCGAACCGGACCAACAUCGGCAUACCUUCCGAGGAGAGGAAGUAUACGCAACUGUAUUCGUUCAGCGACACCGAUUCCGUGGGUGUCGAGACCAUCGUGAGGACUUUUCCAGGUUUUUCUUCGCGGCCUAAUCCGGAGUGGUGCGGUACCGAGACUGACAUACGGAACAUCUCAGUCCCUAGCAGCGCAUUAGUGGAGACGUAUCCGCAAGCUAGGAGUGAUUUCAAUGCAUACCAAUUCAUUAUCACGGCCGGCGAGGAGAAGCUGCCGAAAGCGACCACGGGCGGAGCGGCCAGCACGGGAAGCCUGGCGCCUACAGGCACUGGUGGGGGCGGAACUGGAAGCGAGGGUGCUGCGCCGAUGAAGACAUUGGCGCCAGCGUUGGCUGGUUUGGGGGCUGCAGUCGCGUGGUUCUUGUGAGCUUGGGGUA